UCAAUCAUUAAUUAAGUAACGAAAUUUCAGAACGAGAUCUAAGAUCUCUCUCUCCUCCGUUCUCGUCUCAUGUAUUUUUGAUUUUAUUUUUUAUUUUUGGUUUUUAGUUUUGCCGGGAGAAAGAAAAAAAAGAAGAAAGAGAGACAAAUUUUGAAACAUUUUCACAAUUUCAUCUUAAGCGCGCUUCAACUAAAUUUUCAUUUUCGCGAUUCCCCCCUUUUUUUAUUUCUCUUUCUAUAUCCCAAUUCCAAAUCUCAUCUUUCCUAUUCUUCUUCUAAUUCUAGGGUUUCUCUUCCGCUAGGGUUUUCAAUAUUUUCUCUCUUUUUCCCUUUUCUUCAUCCAUGGCUACCGAAGCCCUAGAUGAUAACAAACCAAAACAAGUCGAAAACGAAGCCAAAGAUGAACCCAAACCUAAAGAAGAAGUUGAAGUAACUGAACAAGAUGCGGAAGUCGCUGAAUCUGACGAGAAGAAAGAGAUCGAUGGACAUGAAGAUUCCGACAAAGAUGAUGAAGAUGAAGGUGGAGACGAAGACGAUGCUGAUGAUGAUGAGGAGGAAGAUGCUGGUGAGGAGAAGAAGGGUGUGAAGAAAGAGUCGUCGGAGAAGAAGAGUCCGGUUACUCCGACGAGUGAUAGGCCAACUAGGGAAAGGAAAACGGUGGAGCGGUACUCUGAACCUUCACCUUCGAAGUUUGGAAGGUCUUCUUCCAGUAAAGGACUGAUAAUUGAAAAGGGACGUGGUACUCAGCUUAAGGAUAUUCCUAAUGUGGCUUUCAAGUUGUCAAAGAGAAAACCUGAUGACAACCUGCAUAUGCUCCAUAGUUUACUGUUUGGGAAGAAAACAAAGGUUAACAAUCUAAAGAGGAAUAUAGGCCAGUUUUCUGGUUAUGUGUGGGCUGAAAAUGAGGAAAAACAGAGAACAAGGGUAAAGGAGAGGAUCGACAAAUGUGUGAAAGAAAAAUUGAUUGUCUUCUGCGAUGUUCUUAAUAUUCCAAUAAACAAGAGUAGUGUGAAGAAGGAGGAACUGUCUGCAAAGCUGUUGGAAUUUCUGGAGUCCCCACAUGCUACUACUGAUGUUCUGCUUGCUGAAAAAGAACAGAAAGGUAAGAAGCGAGUUAGAAAAGCAACCUCUAGCAAAACUCCUGGAGAAACACCUGCAAAGAAGAAAAAGCAGACUUCAGAAUCUGGAAAAAAGCGAAAGCCUUCUGAUGUUGAAGAGGACGACCAAGCUGAACUUUCUGAUGCAAAAGAUGAGUCCCAAGAAGAUGAAGAUGUUGCAGUGGCAAAUAAUGGAAGUGAUAAUGAGGUGGGUAAAUCAGAGGGAGAGGAAGAUACACCAAAGGCUCACAAGAGUACGUCCAAAAAAUCUGUGAAGGAGGGUUCAGUUGCCAAAGCUGAAGCUAAAUCCACAUCUGUUAAGAAGACCUCUGCAAAAGCUGCCAAAAGCAGUGAAAAAACUCCAAAAAAAUCAAUACCAAAAAAGUCCAUUACCGAGCAGGAUUCUGCUUCUCUUUCCAAGUCAGAUCAACCUGCAACCAAGAUACAGAAAACUGGAAAGGAAAAGCAAGAUACUAAGGGAAAGGCUGCAAGCAAAACUGCAAAGGCUCCGGUUAAGGAUCAAGGUAAAGGUAAAAGUAGCAAGAAGACCAAGGUAGAGCCGAGUAGGCAGGACAUGCAUGCAGUUGUAGUUGAGAUUCUUAAGGAAGUAGAUUUCAAUAAGGCAACUUUGUGUGAUAUCCUCCGCCAACUUGGUAAACAUUUUGGCCUUGAUUUAAUGCAUAGAAAAGCAGAGGUGAAGGAUAUCAUCACAGAUGUAAUUAAUAAUAUGUCUGAUGAGGAAGAUGAAGGUGAGGAAGAAGCUGAUAGUGAUGGCGAUGGGGAUGUCGAUGCCGGUAAAGAUGGCGAUGCCAGUGAUGAAGUCGAUGCCGGUAAAGAUGGCGGUGCCAGUGAUGAAGAUGAAGAGUAAUUUUAGAUUGAAUAAUAGUUACUGCAGAAAAUAGAAUCCUGUGGGUCAUCCCACAGCUAAAUUUCAUUUUCAUUCUCCUGUUAGCUGUCUAUACAGGUUAAAGCUUUGUUAGGUAUAUUUGGUUUGAGCUGUGACCUUUUCUAUGAUAGAUGCUCUAAAUUAGGAUCGUGCUCUGUACCAUAUUUAGAUGUAACCCGCUCCUCUUUAUUACAGAUUUGUCAUUUUAUUUUUCAUGUUGAAUAGUUUGUUUUGCACCUGCAUGUAAACAUUAUUAUUGCCUUCUAAUUUAGAGCAAUGUUAAAUUUAUUUA
Medicago truncatula (barrel medic) is the source of this 2274-nucleotide messenger RNA. Its product is annotated as protein DEK. Lineage: Eukaryota; Viridiplantae; Streptophyta; Magnoliopsida; Fabales; Fabaceae. Gene Ontology annotation, molecular function: histone binding; DNA binding. The coding region runs from base 342 to 1964 and encodes 540 amino acids. The record is from RefSeq and is a predicted model, not a curated record. Gene Ontology annotation, cellular component: nucleus. The transcript has 11 exons. Gene Ontology annotation, biological process: chromatin organization; regulation of double-strand break repair.